Molecule: messenger RNA, 770 nt
Organism: Alnus glutinosa
Lineage: Eukaryota; Viridiplantae; Streptophyta; Magnoliopsida; Fagales; Betulaceae
Product: profilin-5
Exons: 3
Coding region: 81-476 (131 amino acids)
Cellular component (GO): cell cortex
Molecular function (GO): actin monomer binding
Source: RefSeq, a predicted model, not a curated record
AAACUCUCAGAGGCGAAUAUAGGAAGUAAAUUCGAAAAAAAAAAAGGUCGUAAAAUAAGAAUAAGCGAAGAAAAUCAAAGAUGUCGUGGCAAACGUACGUUGACGAGCACCUGAUGUGCGAGAUCGACGGCCACAAUCUCACCGCCGCGGCCAUCAUCGGUCACGAUGGCAGCGUGUGGGCCCAGAGCUCCACCUUCCCUCAGUUCAAGCCUGAUGAAAUUAUUGCCAUCAUGAAAGAUUUUGAUGAACCUGGCUCUCUUGCCCCAACUGGAUUACACCUUGGUGGCACAAAGUACAUGGUCAUCCAGGGAGAGUCCGGAGCUGUUAUUCGUGGAAAGAAGGGCGCUGGUGGCAUCACUGUGAAGAAAACUAGCCAAGCCUUGAUUUUUGGAAUAUAUGAUGAACCUUUGACUCCUGGACAGUGUAACAUGAUUGUGGAGAGGUUGGGGGAUUACCUGAUCGAUCAGGGGCUGUAGGUUGUUGCAUCAUGGUUUCCAUAUUGUGAUAUUUGGUUUGGGGCUUGCAUCUUCUUACUAAAAGUCAUGAACUGGCUGUGGAAUUGUUGUUGAAAAUAACCGUGUGAAGACAGAAACAGUAAUUUUUGGUGUUUUAGGCUCGUUUUUAUUUCUCCAAUUCCCACGUUUCCUUAAUUUAUGUGUAUGUAUUCUCCCCUGUUUUCCUCCUAUUGGGUCUGCCUUCUUAAAGUAUUGAAUAUCCUUGGAUCUCCCUUUUAUCAUGAUAUGAAAAGAUAUGUUUUUUGGAUUCUUAAA